AUGUCAUCCAUCGAAUGCUCUGCUGCGUCUAGCAGCGUCUCUGACCACAUUGGCGCGACCGGGACUCCCGUUGGCUUUGGCGAGACAUUCGAAUCCACAACCCCCUAUGCCGGCGGAAGUGCUGACGACUACAAGAUCCUUCGUCCGGGCGAUUUCAGAAGACCGAAGAGCCAGCUCAAGCUACGCUCUGCACUCUCCUCGCGUGACACUCAUGAUUCUGGCUCGGAAGCGUCAGACCGUACUGCCUCAACGUCGGCACCCAUCAGUGCAAACGGUCACAUUCGCGAUACAUCGCCUCUUCCUCCCGACUUUGAUCUUGUGAUCAAGAGCCCACGCAAUCUAGCUGAGCGCCAAGGCGGAGACCGAGCCACCUUCGGACCCCAAGAUCCAGACUCAGAUGGCUCCGACGCUGGCGACGACAUUGCCAUGCCAUCAGAACUCAACGAAGAGUUCGCUACGGUUGACGAGCAUCUGGGCCCAAAAGGUGGAACAUUCGCUCACGACAUGCAUUCAAAGAAACUUUGUGCUGCGACUUCUUCUCCAAGAACGCACGACGCGCAUCUCGAUCAGCUCAAACAAGAAGCUGACAAGCUGUGGGCGACCUACCGACCGGGCAAGACACCUCAACAUGCUUGGUCCGCGUCGGACCACAGUCUGAAUAGUAUCAUCGCAACCUCAGGGCAGCCCGCGCACAACCCUCAUCGAAUCACAUCGUUGCGCAGGUCUGCGGCUGUUGUCCUCGACGCCGUGCCUACUCGUGACUCGAAGCUGCUGCGCAAUUCUGUCGCCACCAACAGCAGUCAAUCUCAAAAGUCUGCGGCCCUCUCUCUUGGCGGCUCACCUGUGGAUGUCCUAACAUUUCCCCGCGUCACCGCAUCCUCGUCGCACGGAUCUGCACCACUAUACAGAGGCCCUGCUUCGUCUGAUCUGCACUUUCAUCGUCCGUACACAGCCUCGAUUGUUUCCUCAGCGUCUGAUGGUAGUUUCUUAAGCUACCAACAAAGUUUCGAGAGCGGCACCAGUCCUCUCCUCGUCCACCGAUCAGGCACAUCUUCUCGCGUGCCUAGUCGAAUGCUGCGACCGGCCACUUCGGGAAGCAUUCCGAACGCGCGCGUCGGCGCUUCCGACUUUGAACACUCGCAUCUCAUGCUCUCUGCUGCUACUGCUCGACCAGAGACGAGCAACCGACUCACUUCCGAGCAGAGGUGGCAACAGGUGCGAAGGACUAAGAAGCUCACGCAAUUGCUGGGGGAAGAGAUGCUACUGGCCUCCAAUGCUACUCAUUCCGAAGCCGCAAGCCACAACAUGCGCGUCAAACAUCGUCCACAGAGCAUGCCCUUUACUGCUGAAUCAGCAGUUCACACAUCAGCCUUGACAACGACGGCGGGUCACAAGACUCGGACGCUUUCACGCAAACUUCUCCGUAAUCGAAACCAUGGAGUUAAGAGCCUGGACCGUGCUUCCUCCGACAUGAUGAUGCAGCCUCCCGCCUCGGCACCUGCAAGUCUCAAUCGCAAAGCGGCUGCCGUUCUAGGUAUUGCCCAUCCCUACUCGUCUGGUGCACUUGCUCGCCCCUCUGCGGAAGAGAUGCUUGCAAGUGAUGGAGAGAUGGACAGGAUUUCGGACCUUCAGCCGCGCGCUUUCAUUCCUUCUGGCUUGGAGGAGUUCAAUCAGCCCACCCCCAAGGUGGCUCAGCUUGCUGCAUUCUCAGCUGCGGCUCUGGAUGAAGGUGCAUCGCCUACGUUACCUCAGGAUGGUCCUUUCGAAACUUUCGAUCGAUCUCACCUUGACCAUGCUCUCGCCAUUUCCGAGAGUCGAAAGCUCGCAGCCGCGCGUGAUGAGCGCCGUCGUCGCGUUGCCAAGAUGUCGCGCUGGCUCGGCGAGGCUGUCCCUGCCGAGCUCAUUUCAUCAGGUGCUCGCCAACUUCCGAGCGCCGUGAUUCGUAGCACUGAGCCAGCUCUCGAUUCUUCUUCGCUCGGCCAUGAUUCUGCUGCAUACACCUCAAGCGAGCUUAGCAAUCCGCGUCGAGGCCUGCCGUCUUCCAUUGCUUCCACUGCUUGCAACUCCUCCGCCCUCGAUCACGGCUCCGUGUCUCAUGAGGGUUCCACAGGGUCGAAUUUGCAUUCUUUCAUGUCAAUCGACAGCUCGGAAGACGAAGCAGAUGGUGAGGUUCCGGCUACUGUCAACCGCAUUGCUGGGCGUCCUCGAGGUCCUCUCGCUGCCAGUCACCGCUCGGUGACAAGUUCGCCCAGGAGUGUAGCAUCGGCACUGCCAGACCGAAUUUCUGCCUAUCGCACCUCGAUCGACAGCUGGGAGUAUUUGCUCGACACAAACGAUCACGAGCGGCUUACUGAACUUGCUUCGAUCUUCCACAACACGCGCCUGGCACCCAAAGCGGCUAUCAGCAAGACGAUGUCCUCAAUCGUUCGUUCUCCUCAUUCACUCGAUCGUCCUGCAAGCUCGCCCGCUGCUCCUAGCAUGGUUCCAACAUCGGCGGCACUCUUUGAAUGUAGUAUCAGUCGUGCUUCGCAGUCAGAAAUGCUACAUUGCAGCGUUGGUGCAAUUCCGCGGCGCUCGGCAGCCUUUCUCGAACUUUCGGAUUCCGAAAGCGACAGCACUGAGGCUGAUGAUGAGUUGCAGGACAUCGACCACCUUUCUCCGUACUAUUCUGCAACGCUGCGACAGAAGCGAAUUGAUUCUCAAGAUCGAUCCAUUUCCAAGCUGUCCAAUUUCUUCGGUUCUACACCAUCGCAAAUUGUUCAAUCGCAAAGCGACAUUCAUUCCGGCGCCAUCGCCACUUCCAGCGGCGAUUGCAUCGAUAUGAUUGACGAUCAAAACGCCAGGAGAUUCCAGCCGUUUAAAGCGAAAGGAAACAGGAUCUCACAGCCAGAUGCGCUCAAGACUAUGCUGCGUUCGCUGCAAGAGGAAGCACUGGAUGAUUCCGGGUUGACCAACGUUCAAAAAUCUGAGAUCUUAAGAAAGGUGCAGAUGCUCAAGAAAAGAACGACGAGCAUGUUUGCCUGA
Messenger RNA from Mycosarcoma maydis (corn smut), 3024 nucleotides. RefSeq lists its product as uncharacterized. The transcript has a single exon. NCBI's taxonomy places the organism in Eukaryota, Fungi, Basidiomycota, Ustilaginomycetes, Ustilaginales. The record is from RefSeq and is a predicted model, not a curated record. Bases 1 to 3024 code for a protein of 1007 amino acids.